This is a messenger RNA of Mauremys mutica (yellowpond turtle), 588 nucleotides long. RefSeq names its product apelin receptor A-like. Gene Ontology annotation, molecular function: G protein-coupled receptor activity. Gene Ontology annotation, cellular component: membrane. Gene Ontology annotation, biological process: G protein-coupled receptor signaling pathway; immune response. The record is from RefSeq and is a predicted model, not a curated record. NCBI's taxonomy places the organism in Eukaryota, Metazoa, Chordata, Testudines, Geoemydidae. The transcript has a single exon. The coding region runs from base 1 to 588 and encodes 195 amino acids.
AUGGAGGACACGGCCGCGGCCCCGCUGGGCAGUGAGCCCCACUAUUACUACGGGGAGGCGACCGAGAGCGGGCCGGGCACGCAGUGCGAGUGGCCGGCGGACUGGGAGGUGUCCGUCUCGCUGCUGCCCGUGCGCUACAUGCUGGUCUUUGUGCUGGGGCUGUCAGGCAAUGGGCCGGUGAGCUUCACCGUGUGGUGGGGCCCACGGGCCAAGCGCCGCUCCGCCGACACCUACGUCGGCGACCUGGCGCUGGCCGACCCAGCCGUCGCGGUGAUCCUGCCGCUGUGGGCCGCCUACACGGCGCUGCGCUUCCACUGGCCCUUCGGCUCAGCGCGGCGCAAGCUCAGCAGAUACCUGGUGCUGCUCAACAUGUUCGCCUCCGUCUCCUGCCUGGGCUGCCUCAGCCUCCAGCGCGACCUGGCCAUCGUGCGCCUCCGCGCCGCUCUCGCUGCCCGCGUGCUGCCCGCCCUGCUGCUGCGCGACACACAGCCCGGCCCGGCCCACAGCCGGAGUGCCGCCCCUGGCACUGUGCCGCCCCGAGCACGCGCUUGCUUUGCUGGUGCCCAGCGCCGGGCCUGUGGUUUAUAA